AUCUCAACAUGAAAUGGACCUGGGAUUAGAACCACUCACCCGUCCAGAACCAGCAGAACUCUCGACCCUGUUCCUUGAAGAUUCUACUGGAUCAGAACCAGAACCCAGCAGGUCCAGAACCUGUCCUGCCUCGGUUCUGCACAGCGGUUCUGUAGGACCUGGCCCAGGUGGUUCUGACCCAGUCUGACUACAAGCAUCAGCGCCUCCCAACAGAACCGGUCCAAAACAGACCGCUGGACGCUGCGCCUAGCAACCGGAUGCUGCCAGAUCGUUGCCAUGGAGACCAGGGCUCCAGAACCAGCCAUGACCCGGUCGGCCAUCAGCAGCUCAUCACUCAGCCUCUGGACCCACCGAACCGCCCGCCAGAAGUUAUGGAUCACCGGAACCGGGUCGCCCUUGCUGAGUGCUGACCGGAACCGGCUAUAUUUGUCUCGCGCUCGGAGGAAAACAGGAAGUGAUUUAUAUUUCUUCUUUUAUUUUUUUAUUUGUAGUUUUCCUGAAAACCUGAAACUACGCGAACACAGAUCAAAAAGCUGCUCAGUAAAAGAAUCCGGCUGGUUCCGGACGGACCUGAAGAACGCUCUAUGGCCCAAACAGAACCAGAACCCACAAUUGGGUUUUUUCUCUAUGGAGUUCGGCGAGCCGCUCGACCAGGCGCCCACGUCACGCUCCGUCCAGCUGUUGCACCUGCGCGAAUGUUACCUUAAGAUGCUCGAGGGAUAAAGCCUCGAACCGGACUCCAUUGCAGCCCGGAGUUCGGCCAGCCCGUCCGGACCGGCCGGCCCGUCUCUGAUCCUGACCGAGCGCUGCGGAGAGGUUCGGUUCGGCGCUGAGGACGGAUUAGUGGCUGGGUCUUUCUGUCGGAGGAGACCCACGGCACGAGACGGGGUCCGCGCGGAGGGAGCACGAGCCCAACCCUUUCCCUUUAAAGCGCCGACAGAGGGGGGAGAAGAGGAGAUCAAAGAGGAGGGAGGAGGGAGCGAGAAAAAAACAGAAACACCUCCUCCAGACGCCGAGGCGGAGCCACGGACUGAGCCGGGCCGGGGCGCCGCUGAGCGGGGGAGGCGCUGCAGGAAGCACCGAGGCUUGGCUCCUGCAGCGGAGGCCUUCCUGGAGAUCCGAAUAAAACUGACCUGAAAAGGUCUGCAGAACAGAACCGAGCCGGUCCAACUGCCCGGUGGCUCCAGCCUGCAGCUGUUUGUAUUAAAAUGCACCAACCAUCACUGGGCCUUAGCGGACCGCAGAACCGAACCCUGUUGGACUCUCUGAGCUGUCAGUGAGCAGGAGCCACCAGGCCCCAUAAUCGGUACCAGAACAUUUCUCCCUGGGUUCCGGGCCCUCCUCCUCCCUCCCCUCUCUGGGCCCUCAGCAUGGACACUUCCUGGAGCAACUUCCUCUUCCAGACGACGCCGACCCAGACCCAACCCGAUGCGGCGCUUCAGGCUGAGCUGCUACCGGACCUGACCGGGUCGGCCCAGAGUCCCCCGGCAGAACACAUUGUGACGCCCCCGUCCACCGUUGACACAGCCGCCCUGAGCGAGGAGCCGCUGCCAGUCAAGUCGCUGCCCAAGCCGACCCGGCCGGCCCACGUCUGCUCCACCUGCAACAAGGAGUUCAAGAACAGCUACAACCUGCGGCGCCACCAGUCUGUCCACACGGGCGUCAAGAUGAAGGACCGCGCGGCGCGGGACAAGGAGGACGGCGCCAAGGCGGGCCGGCUGGAGAAGACCACCAUCCCUCUGUCCCUGCUCCAGCUCACCCUGCCGCCCCAGCCGCUGCCCCCGGCCGGCGCCCCGGACGCCCAGCCGCUCUCCGUCUCCAUCGCCCCGGCAACCGUCACCAUGGCCGCUGCCCCUCAGUCCAUCCAGGCGGCCAUUGUUGUAGUGGGCUCCAUGGAGCAGAAUCCCAGUCCCAGCCCGGUGCCGAACCCCAACCAGGUGAGGAAGAACCAUGCCUGUGAGGCGUGCGGGAAGGCCUUCCGGGACGUGUACCACCUGAACCGGCACCGGCUGUCCCACUCGGACGAGAAGCCGUACUCCUGCCCCGUCUGCCAGCAGCGCUUCAAGAGGAAGGACCGCAUGAGCUACCACGUCCGCUCGCACCAGGGCGGUGUGGAGAAGCCCUACAUCUGUCCGCACUGCUCCAAGGCCUUCUCCAGACCGGAUCACCUCAACAGCCACGUCCGACAGGUCCACUCCACCGAGAGGCCCUUCAAAUGCACAACCUGCACGUCAGCGUUCGCCACGCGGGACCGCCUCCGUGCGCACCUGAUCCGCCACGAGGAGAAGGUGCCGUGCCACAUCUGCGGGAAGCUGCUGUCGGCGGCGUACAUCACUGACCACAUGAGGGUCCACAACCAGUCGCAGCACCACUCCUGCCACCUCUGCAACCGCAGUUUCACCACCCUCACCUACCUGCGGGUCCACGCUCAGAAGCAUCACGGCCAGGAGUGGAAGGAGAGCGGCGGGGCGCGGGGGGCCUUCGGCGGGGCCGGCGGCGUGCUGCUCUGCCAGCUCUGCGGGGUCCAGUGUAAGACGGCCACGCAGCUCCAGGGUCACAUGGGCACCCACGCCCAGCAGGGCGACCCGGCCCCCGACCAGACCAGCACCGAGCCCGUCGGCACCACCGGCGCCGCCGUCACCGUGGCCAGCCCGCUGCCAGUGGGGCUGCUGGUCACCGACUGCUCCGGCAUCGGACCCCAGCCCCACAGUUAGCACGGCGGGGGCCGGGGCCAACAGUGCUGCCAGGUUUUUCCGGGCCUGGACCAGUAGAACCUUUCUGCUACUGACUCGGCUCUGAGACUCUCACAGACUGAACCCGGAUCAGAACCUGGUCCAGGUGCAGAACCUCUGUUGGCUAUGGAAGUGUAUUUUUAUUCUCAUCUCCAUGGUAACCAGUCAGCUGCCAUCUCCAGAACCUUUGCUGGUUCUGCUGUUUUAACCCAUUUAUGCUCCAUCUAUCAGUGUUUGGUUCCGAUGAAAUGGACCGGACUUCUAUUCAGAACUGCCAGUUUGCCUUUGUUGGAGCAGGAGAAGCUCAGAAGCAAGGUUCUGCCGGGCCGGGCCUCGGAACCUCUGGUUUGGUGUAAAUUCUCCAGAAGCGGGACGCGCGGCGAUCUUUGACCUUCAGUGACUUUCUGCCAUGUUCUGUGCUGACUCUUCUUCUGUGGUCGUGUUCAUUGAUUCAUUGAUUGAUUGUAACUGAUUAUUAUCACUGGAUUAACCUGCAGUCAGUGCAACGCUGCGGACAGAACCAGCUGGAUCCACAUCGCCUAUUUAACCCGCUGUGUGAUUGGACUGGACCUCUGCAGGCGGCUGGAUCAGAACCAGAAUAGAAAAUGUUUAGAAACAGCAUCCAGUUUAGUUUUAUGGAAGCCUUUAACUGCAGGAGCUGCUGCUGUUCUCCUUUAAAUCAGUAAAAUAUUUUAAUUUUCAUGAGAUUAUAAAACUCUUUGAGACCAAAAAGAAUCUUGUUUUUUACCUAAAUUUUAGAAUUAGCCUAUUUAAUCUAAAACUAAGAUGAGAUUUAUAUGUAAAAAGUUUUAUAUUUGGCUAUAAAACAAAAAGUCAUGAGAAAAUAUAAAACUAGUUAUUGCAUUAAAAAUCUCUUCAUGUCAAAUUAUAAAUCUCAUAACAAAACCUAAAACUUCCCAUAAUUAAAUAUCAAUCUAGUUAUUAUGACAUAUAAAAUGUUUAGUUGACACAAUAAACCCGUAAUAAGAAAAAAUCUCCUUACUGUCAGAUUUUUUUCAAAUGAGAUUGAAACUGGAUUAUAAUUUUAAUUGAAUUCAUUUAUCAGCUCUGGCAGUUAAACGCUUCCAUGGAAAAUAUUAUUAUUUGUGAGGUUUUAUUAUUUUUUGACAAUAAAGGUUUGUUUACAUGUGUUAAAGGAAAAUAUUGAGGGAUUAGGAGGGACGAAAUGACCCGGUUCUGACCCACAGAACCCAAACAGACCUCUAUCAUUGUGGCUUCCAGAAU
Molecule: messenger RNA, 3977 nt
Organism: Gambusia affinis (western mosquitofish)
Lineage: Eukaryota; Metazoa; Chordata; Actinopteri; Cyprinodontiformes; Poeciliidae
Gene: maza
Product: myc-associated zinc finger protein
Exons: 8
Coding region: 1371-2714 (447 amino acids)
Biological process (GO): regulation of transcription by RNA polymerase II
Cellular component (GO): nucleus
Molecular function (GO): RNA polymerase II transcription regulatory region sequence-specific DNA binding; DNA-binding transcription factor activity, RNA polymerase II-specific
Source: RefSeq, a predicted model, not a curated record